Molecule: messenger RNA, 780 nt
Organism: Exophiala bonariae
Lineage: Eukaryota; Fungi; Ascomycota; Eurotiomycetes; Chaetothyriales; Herpotrichiellaceae
Exons: 1
Coding region: 1-780 (259 amino acids)
Molecular function (GO): NADP binding; N,N-dimethylaniline monooxygenase activity; flavin adenine dinucleotide binding
Source: RefSeq, a predicted model, not a curated record
AUGGUUCUCCUGAUAGGUGGCAGCGCCUCCUCGAGUGAUAUUGCUAAAGAGGUAGGUCCGAUUGCGAAGAAAGUGUGGCAGUCGACAAGAGGCGGUUUCAUGGAUGGCCCUGAGUCUUGGCUACCACCCAAUGCUACCCGUGUUCCUGGAAUUGUUGAGUUCACCGCUCUAGAAGAGAGUGCCCCCGAGGGAUCAACCGCUAUACCUGGCAAGGUGGUGCUUGCUGAUGGACAAGUACUCGAAGGCAUUGACCGCGUCGUUAUCGCAACCGGAUUCCAUUUCACACUUCCCUUCUUUGGAUCGGAGUUUCAAUCUGACGACAUACCACGAGAGGAAGCAGACGAGAACAUUCUGGUCACCGAUGGCACGAUGUUGCAUAACCUCCACAAGGACAUUUUCUAUAUUCCAGAUCCAACACUGGCUUUCACUGGAAUUCCGUUUUAUACUGCGACUUUCUCACUGUUCGAAUUCCAGGCCAUUGCGAUUGCCGCGGCAUUUUCUGGUCAGGCUGAAAUUCCGCCCACGGAAGACAUGAGGACAGAGUACUUGGGGAGAAUCAAUGAGAAGGGGUACGGGAAGCCAUUCCACACCCUGAUAGGGCAGGAUGUGGAAUAUGCAAAGAAUUUGAUGGCAUGGGUCAACAAAGGCCGAGAUGACGCAACGAAGAAGACCGAUGGCUACUCUCAAGAGUGGAUCAAUCUGCGAGACGAAUUCAUGAAUACUUAUUUCAGGACUGGGCUUAAGACAAAUGAGCCAGUUGGAAAGGAUGCUGUUGAAUGA